AUGUAUGUGACCUGCCAGCCGUUAAUGGGACCUAGUUCUUCAAAUGCUGAUAUGUCUCCGCAGCUCGAAAUGUCCAUGAGGACUGCCCACUUGGAGAAGGAGUACGAGAAGACUCUUUCCGACUCAGCACGUCUGCUAGAUGGCGAGAGAGAUCGUGUGCGACGCAUAGAGCACUUGUUCUUACAAUUCGAGAAUGAGGCCAUCAGGUUACAACUAGAGGAGUCAAAUGGACACCUUCUAGGUUUCUCGAAGGCUGAUUCCGAGGCAUGCGUCCAACUGCAAGACGCUUGCCAAGAGAUUGAUCGUUUGGAGCACCAAGCGCAAAACUCUACGAACGAGAUCAACCGACUCAAGAAUGAGCUUGCGGCCCAAAAGAGCAAUUCGGCCAGUUACAACAAUGUGCUGGCAGAAAAGGUCCAAAUUUCUAAGGAACUUGCUACUUUGCAGUCAGAACACGAGCGGCUGAAGGCCCAAGAUGGAUCAUACCAGGCGGUCGUUGCCAGAAACAAUGAAAUGGAACGAUAUGCAACUUCCGUGGAAGCUCAGCUUGACGAUGAAAAACAUGCCCACCAGCGUACACAAGCCAAGGCAUCGCAGCAAACAACGGAAAUAGCCAACCUUACUACUCGUAUUGACGAAUUACGAAAGGAGCUCGCAGGAGAGCUUCGGGCAAAGCAGCAGCAGGAGCGGGACUUCCAUCAACAGAGUUCAGGGUGGGAAAGUCAGCGAGCAGUUCUCGAAGGGAAGGUUGAAUCUCUCAAUAAGCAGCUGCGGGCAAGCAAGAGCAAGCUACAAGAACUCCAAGCCGAGCUUCAGCAUCGGGGCAAUGUGAAAGCACACGCCACGAAUGGAUCCGAAACUACUCGGCCUGUGCCGCUUCAACGCCCAGGCCCUAUCGCUCGACCAAGCUCUCAUUCAGGUGUGGAAAUUGCAACACCCGGUGCUUUCCGUGUGCAGGCAAAGCCGAAGAAAGACUCAGCUUUGCCAGGUGAUAAGUCAUCAUUUUCGAUCACGCCGUUCCUGAACCGCACUGGCGGUGGUCUCUCUGAUUCACCAAUGAGUUCCGUGGCUGGCGAUGACGAUAAUGGCCACGAUGGUGCCGCUGACGCCCCAACCCCUCUCGAAACCCUCAAGGGCAACAGAAAUGGAGAGCCGAGGCGUAUGGGCUCCGCCCUUCGCCGCCAACUCUCCCCGGGUCAAGAUCGACUUCCCAUUGCGAAGACCGUGAAACCGAAAGCACGCGAGAGCGCUACAGCUGCUCCGGCGCCUGUGAAGGUACCUACCAAGCUACCCGCAAAGGAGAAGCCAUCGGUCAGCCGCAUGGUGUCGGCUAUCGAGGAUGACGGGCUAUCUGAUAGUUCUGCCGAGGAGCUGGCGAAACCCAAGAAACGCAAGCUCGGUGGGCAGCGAGACCGAAGCUUGUUUGAGGAGGACGAUGAAGAUAUGGGUCUUUUCGCGAAUGCUACACGCAAGGGAUCUACUUUGUCAAAGGGACCUACUAAUUCGACCAAGUUUGGGGCACCCUUAGGAUUCUCUCCCCUGAAGAAAGAUCGCAAACGCCUCUAA
Molecule: messenger RNA, 1566 nt
Organism: Penicillium salamii
Lineage: Eukaryota; Fungi; Ascomycota; Eurotiomycetes; Eurotiales; Aspergillaceae
Source: the annotation of a GenBank genome assembly